Cuscuta campestris is the source of this 1630-nucleotide messenger RNA. Lineage: Eukaryota; Viridiplantae; Streptophyta; Magnoliopsida; Solanales; Convolvulaceae. The record is from the annotation of a GenBank genome assembly.
CUACACAAGUGCUGCCCUAAAUAUAAGAAGAAAAAAAAAGAAACAUCCCUUCCAUAGUCCCUCUCCCUCCCUCCUCGCUCUUUUCCGUGCUGUGUGUGUGUGUGUGGCGGACACUAGUGAGAUGGGGAGCUCGUCCAAUGGCAUCCAGUCCGCCGCCGCACGCAGCCGUGGCGACGGAGGCGCCGCCGUGGUGGACAAGGGCGUCGAUUUUGCAAAUUAUUUCUGCACAUACGGCUUUCUCUACCACCAGAAGGACAUGCUCACUGACCGCGUUCGGAUGGACUCCUACUACAACGCUGUUUUCCAGAACAAGCAUCACUUUUCUGGAAAGGUUGUGUUGGAUGUAGGAACAGGGAGUGGUAUUCUAGCAAUAUGGUCUGCGCAAGCAGGUGCGAGGAAAGUCUAUGCAGUGGAAGCCACCAAGAUGGCAGACCACGCUCGUGAACUUAUUAAAGCAAAUAACCUUGAGACAGUUAUUGAAGUUAUUGAGGGUUCAAUGGAAGAUGUUCAACUGCCGGAGAAGGUUGAUGUGAUCAUUUCUGAAUGGAUGGGAUACUUUCUUCUUCGGGAGUCAAUGUUUGACUCUGUAAUUUUUGCCCGUGAUCGAUGGCUCAAGCCAAAUGGAGUCAUGUAUCCAAGCCAUGCUAGGAUGUGGGUGGCACCUAUACGGUCUGGACUAGUAGAUCAAAAGAAAUGUGAUUGUGAUGCAGCCAUGGAUGAGUGGAAUGAAUUUGUGAAUGAUACUAAGGAUUAUUACGGUGUUGAUAUGGGUGUUUUAACAAAACCUUAUUUGGAAGAGCAGAAGAAAUUCUAUUUACAGACAUCACUCUGGGGCAACCUUAAACCGAAUCAAGUGAUAGGACAGCCUGCUAUGAUAAAGGAAAUUGAUUGUUUGGCGACAACUGUUAAAGACAUUGUCAACAUCCGCUCGAGUUUUUCUUUGCCGAUUACUGCUGAAAAUCCCAGGCUUUGCGGGUUUGGUGGGUGGUUCGACGUGCACUUUAAAGGGCGUGUUGACAAUCCAGUUAAACAGGAGGUUGAGCUAACAACUGCUCCUAGCAAAGAAUUUGAUACGCAUUGGGGUCAACAGGUGUUUCUAUUGCAUCCUCCCAAACAUGUUACCAAAGGGGACACUAUGAUCAUCAAUUUUGGCAUGAACCGCUCUAGCCAAAACCACCGGUUGCUGGAAGUCAACUUUGAUUGUGAGAUUAAACACUCUUCCGGGGAAUCCAGCCCCCCAUUCAACACAAAAAUUUACAUAGAAUGAGCACAAGAGCUUGGCAAGUUUCUUGGAGGGGACGGUCGUCGUGUUGUUUUUUUGUUUGCUCAAGUCAAUGGAAACUUUGUUUUUUGCUAAUGCCCUAAACCUGUUGUAUGCUUAUAAUAGAGUUGGGGGGAAAAUGCUUUCUAUUUCUGGAAGCAUAAUAGCUUUGCCUUUUUUUUAAUGGUCAAGAUGACAUUCAUUUUUGCAAAAGGAACCAAUAAUUAUGAUUUUUUCGAGUAAUGUAAGUUACUAAGUUGUAACACUAACGUUUUGUUAUCUAAUUUUGUACUCCUGAGUAUCCAGUAUUUUUAGUUGGACAAUUAUUUACACCAUGUUUGGGAAGCGUAAUAGAUAUGUUUGAUAAGG